Xenia sp. Carnegie-2017 is the source of this 2229-nucleotide messenger RNA. Its product is annotated as zinc finger MYM-type protein 1-like. Lineage: Eukaryota; Metazoa; Cnidaria; Anthozoa; Malacalcyonacea; Xeniidae. The transcript is spliced from 4 exons. Bases 1 to 2229 code for a protein of 742 amino acids. The record is from RefSeq and is a predicted model, not a curated record.
AUGCCAAGAGCAGAAAGAUGUAAAAAAGAUUCAGCAAAAGCAUUAGCGAAAGCAGCGGAUAAGCCAGGUCAAUCUAAAAUAACAUCGCUGUUUGCAAAAGGAAACACAGGCCAUGAUUUUGAUUCUGCUUCAACAAGCGGAAUUGAAACUGUAAUAACUGUCAACACUGAAAAAGCCCCAGACUGUGAGUCACAAAAAUGGUCCAAACUGAAACGUCUGAUUGGUGAAACAGAAAAAAUAUGCAUGAAAACGACAUGGGUAAAACAUGAGAAAGACUUUACAAGUGAAGACAAGGAAAGUAGUGUGAAGCAUGGUCGAUAUUUCCAAGGUCAGUGGUUACGAAAUUAUGAGUGGCUAAUAAAGGGAGUGUUUGGCAGUUAUGAAGUUGGAAUUGAUAACUGGAAAAAAGGCUGUGAGAAAUUCAACGAACAUGAAAACAGUUACGCUCAUAAAGAAGCUUGUCUCACAUCAGACAAAGGGCAAUUGUCUAUUAGCAUAGCCUGCAGUUCGCUUGCUCUUGAAACGCAGCAGUUAAGACGGAAAGGGUUAAUUUCACAUCUUCAAACAUUAAAACACUCUUACGCCAAGUUCAAUCUUGAUAAAGCUAUCAAUGACAAGGCACUAAAACAUCGACAAGGUACACGACAUCCUGGACGAGCAGAAACAGAUGAUUCUGACGAAUCAUCAGACGUGUCUAAGAAAGAACAGUUUUCUUUCUCCGUAAGGACCUGUGAUGAUAGUUACGAAGUAUCGGAAGAUUUUGUUGGAAUUUAUGAAUGUUUGCAAGGACUUUUAUCUGAUGCAUUACUGCACUACACCAAAGAUAUCCUUCUCAGAUGUGGCAUGGAAGGUCACAAAAUGGCAGCUAUGAGCUUUUAUGGGGCUUCAGCAAUGAAAUCCCUCGCAAGAAAGCUCAAGGAAGAUAUUGCACCAAAUGCAAUUUAUGUUCAUUGUUUCAGUCACUGCAAUGAACUUAUUAUACAGGAUGCAGCUAAGCAAUCUAAUUUAUUGUCUACAUCACUGGAUUUAUGCCAAUCCCUGUAUGCAAUCGUAGGUGCCCAUUCAAAACAUAUUUUAUUGUUCGAAGAAAUACAGGCAAAUUUUAGAAACGAAACAGGAACAAACGAUUACAAAGUUCUACGACUCCAAAGUCUUUCAACAACGAGAUGGACAACAAGAGUAAAGGCUGCUUACGUCAUCUUCAAGAAAUUGGCUGAACUACAUGCAACCCUUAAAAAAUUGCAGGACGAUCCUAGCAUUUCGGCGGACAGAAAAGCAAAGAUUAGAGGAAUAUUAAGGCGACAACUGUCUUCCUUAAUCGUCAUCUUUAAUUUAAACGUGACAAGAAAGCUAUUGGCUUUAUUUGAUAAGCUUUCUAAAGAGCUCCAAGCGGUUGAUAUUUCAGCUGAGUACGCUCUAUUUUCAAUAAGACAUGUCCUGCAACGUCUUCAUGAGAUGAGAAGCGAAGAAGAGUUUGAGCGUACACUUGAUGACGCUAAGAAAGUUUUUCGUGUUAUGAUGUCGUUUCCACUGGAAUUUAGUGAAAAUUUUGGCACUAGACUAAGAAAAGUUCCAAGAUGGAUGAAUAAUGAAGAAAUUUUGAUAACAGAAAGCCUUCACGUCACAGAUGCCUCAGUUUACAACAGUGCGAAUAUAACACCAAUGCGAAGCUCGUACUACCAAGCCAUUGAUGCAAUCAUCUCAGGUCUAGGAUGGCGAUCUGAACAAGACGAUCUUUUCCAGAUCAAAUGUAUCGAGAAAUUGUUACUUAACUCUAUGAAAGAAAGAGGAGUAUCUUUAGAUGGAUUAAGCAAUUCUUUGAUUGAUAAAGAUGUUCUAAGAAUGCAGCUUGAUGAUCUUCCUACCAUUCUUGGGCUUUACAACGCGGAUCAGAAGAAAAAAAUAACAGAAGUCACGCGUAUUUCAACAAUAGCAGAGAUAUUCAGUGCCAUGCCGUCAACAAAGAAAAGGUGCUCAGAGAUCCACAAACUAAUUAUACUAUACUACACAAUGCCACUCUCAUCUGCCUCGUGCGAACGCACAUUCAGCGUAAUGCACCGUCUCAAAACAUGGCUGCGGUCAAACACUGAAGGAAAUCUUUUGAAUGAUAUUAUGUUCUCCAACAUUAAGAAGCAACACAUGGAUAUGGUGGAAAUAGACGUAAUUGCCAAAGAGUUUUCACAGAGAAAUGAAAGAAGAAUUAAAUAUUUUGGAAAAUACAAUACAUGA